UCCAGCUCAAAUUCGCUGUUCAUUGCUGUUGUAUGUGUCGAUCGGAUCGAUAUAUAUUCCUUAGGGUAGGAAGAAAUAGAAGAAAGGAAGUCCUCUUAUUCAUAGUUACUCUAUUUUUAGAAGCGUUAUCCGGCAACUGUUGUAUUCAAACACAAAGUACAGAGUAGAUGCUGGGGUCAAAGCAACACGCACAGCAGGCUGGAGGAACGUUUUGUUUCCACGGAUGCUGCCCGACCUGCUGAGUUCCUCCAGCGACUUGUGUUUGUACAUCCAACGCCCUCACAGACGGAACUGUGUGCAUAAUGUGACAUGAAUUCACUGGUUGCUUAUGACUCCUCAGAUUCAGAGUCAGAGAAUGGCAAACAUGAAGAAAUCAAGUAUGCUCAGGGCGAAGAUAAUUUCGCUCACUCUAACUUUGAACUUCGAUCUGUAUGUCCAUCUACCUCAAGAAUGCAAUCAUCAGGAUGUGGUCAUCAGGUAAAAAUGGCCUCAACUGGUAGCAAUGUGGAUUGCAGUUUGAAUAGUACACAGAAUCCUGUGCAGCGACACUUUGGUGUAACUUUCAGACCAGCAGUGAUGACUUUAGAUGAUGAGUCAUGCUUCCAGGUUUCUGAAGGUGUCCUUGAAAAUUCACUGGCUCUGGUGCGGAAAUCUGGCAGAACUGGAAAGAUGAUCCCCUCAGCUCAGAAAAGAUUAUUUCAAGAUUCAAUGACUGGAGCUCAAAAUAUUAAACCUUAUGUACCCAAGCGAUUAAGGGAGAAUGAAGCUGUAUGUAAUAAAAGCAACAAGCUUCAAGAAAGCAGAGACAUUUUGAACACUGGGGUAGAUUGCACUGCACCAGCAGAAUACCAGUUAGGUCUGCUAAGCAAAGUUUCAGACUUCAUAAAGCCCUAUUUGGAGAGCCAACACAAGACCUCAAAAGUCCCUAAACACUUGGUGUUUCAGAUGUCUCAGCAUAAUGGACCGGUUACCACAAUACAGUGGUGUCCAGUGGAACAACACAGCCACUUACUGCUCUCUGCCUCCAUGGAUAAGUCAAUAAAGAUAUGGGAUGCUAUUGAAACAGGCAGGUGCUUAAAGACGUACUUAGGCCAUUCAGGGGCUGUCCGUGAUGCUCAGUGGUCUUUGUGUGGAAGACAGGUUCUCAGUGGUGGAUUUGAUUCCAUGCUCCAUCUCACAGAUAUUGAAACAGGUAAACAAGUCAACAGUUUUUGUAAUGAAUUUCAAAUCACUUGCUUGGCAUUCAGUCCUACAAAUCAAAAUGUCUUCUUGAGUGGAGGUUUCAGCUCAGUAGUGAAAGCAUGGGAUACAAGAAGUUGCAAGGUGGUGAAUGAAUACAAUGCUGGAAUACAGCAAACACUCGACAUUCUUUUCCUUCCAGGAGGAAAUGAAUUUCUUACCAGUACAGAUGCUGUCAGCAGAGACUCAGCAGACCGUACAAUCAUAGCCUGGGAUUUCCAGACUUCUGCUCGAAUAUCCAAUCAAAUAUUCCAUGAACGAUACACCAUUCCAUGCAUGGCUCUCCAUCCCAAAGAACCUGUUUUUGUUGCUCAAACUAAUGGCAACUACAUGGUGCUAUUUUCUACUCAGAGACCUUACAGGAUGAACAAAAGGAAACGAUACGAAGGGCAUAAGGUGGAAGGUUAUGCAGUGGGCUGCAAAUUUUCAUGCGAUGGAACUCUAAUAGCUUCAGGAAGUUCCGACGGGACGUUAUGUUUUUACAACUAUCUGAAUUCAAAACUAGUCCAUACUCUGACUGCCCACAAGCAAGCCUGCAUUGAUGUCUCAUUUCACCCUGUGCACCCAUCUAUUAUUGCAUCUUCUGACUGGAGUGGAGAAAUCAAAUUGUGGCAGUGAUGACCAGUUAAACAACUUAGUCCUGAUGAAAGGUCUCGGCCCGAAACGUCGACAGUGCUUCUUCCUAUGGAUGCUGCCUGGCCUGCUGUGUUCCACCAGCAUUUUGUGUGUGUUGCUUCAAUUUCCAGCAUCUGCAGAUUUCCUCGUGUUUGCUGGAAGAUAAUUUUAUGCUUCUCUGAUUAUGUUAUUCAAUAUCCUUUGAUGCUGAAAGACUGAUGAUCAAUCGAUAAGAAGAACUAUCUACUUGCUGGAGUCAGCAGUGGUUCAAGGCAGUAAUGUUUGUGAUGAGAUAUAUUUUAGGAAGUCGAUUAAAAUUAAUGUUGGCUGCCAUCUUCAAUAAUUAAAAAAUUUAUAAAAUGGAAUGUGUUAAAAAUUACUUCACUUGAAGAAGGAAUUAAAGUUGUUUCCUUCAGUCAUUCUCCAAGUACUGAUCAAAUGAAGUCCAGCUGUGUCAUUCAUUUCUAUUUCGAUGAAUAACUUUUGAAUUUCCUGUUGUAUACAGAAAUUGUUCUGCAAUAUGAAGACAUUUAGACACUAUGUUAGAGUUGGACAUCAUAAUUCAAAAUCAGCAUCAACUUAGUUCAAUCAUUUUAAAACAACAUUGCUUGGAAUCAGUAAAACUUUAGUACUUCCAGCAUUUUAAACAGUGAUUUAAUAUGACUUAGGAACUCCCUUGGGAUCAUUUGUAUUGGGAUACAAGCAAAUGUCAGGAAUAAAGCUACAUGAUUGGCAAUCCAGAGAGUCAGCAGAGAUUCAGUGGGUUAAAUUGCAUUUUUCUGUGACAUAAAACUUUUGAUGGUGUACUUUUUCAAAAAUUUGCUGAAAUUGACUAUCUUUAGGUGAAAAAGUGUAAAAACUUGUGGAAAAUUGCUUUAAAUGUUCUUUCAGAUUUGGUUUAUGUUUUCUGUGGGGAGGAAAAAAGUAAAUGUUUGUGUUCUAAUGAAUAAUAAAAAAUAAUUUAAAGAUAUAAUUCAUAAAAAUUCCAUUUGUAUAUA
Hypanus sabinus (Atlantic stingray) is the source of this 2852-nucleotide messenger RNA. RefSeq names its product WD repeat domain 25 (gene wdr25). Lineage: Eukaryota; Metazoa; Chordata; Chondrichthyes; Myliobatiformes; Dasyatidae. The transcript has 8 exons. Gene Ontology annotation, molecular function: protein binding. Bases 310 to 1857 code for a protein of 515 amino acids. The record is from RefSeq and is a predicted model, not a curated record.